UGGUUUCUAUGUCAUCAUCUGGUUAAAUUGAUCUAAUAUUUAAUAUUUAAUUAACUCAAAACACACUGUGUAAAUUUUCAUGUAAUAUCACAUUUUUAAUUGAUUAUAGGUCUACGACGAAUAUGAAAUUCCUGAUUACCCAAUUCUAGUAAAUAUUUCUAGGCGAUGUGUAUUGACUAUUUUUGAACGGUUUAUCUUCGUUGUCAUUUUAUACAAUUCCAAAUAUUCAAAAUAUCAAUAGGUUAGUGACACUCUUCAUGCUAAAAUACAGAAACUGAUUCUUCAAGAGGUAUUUACAAAAGAACAUUAUUUUACUUUCUAGAAGAGCUGGAAACUAUGAGAAAAAAAAACAUUUUACUACUGGUUUGGAUGUAUUUACUAUAUAAAAUUUUAAUGGAAGUGAAUACAAUGAGCGGACGAAACUUAGAGAGUGUAAAUGUGCACAAGGAAGUAUUUCAACAAUACAGUGAGCGCGCUGGUAAUAAAACGGCACCACAUAUUUUGUUUAUCAUUGCUGACGAUCUUGGAUUUAAUGAUAUUGGAUACCAUGGUUCCGAAAUACAGACACCAAACCUAGACUCUCUGGCAAUGACGGGAGUCAGAUUAGAAAAUUAUUAUGUUCAACCAGUGUGUACACCAACAAGAGGCCAAUUACUCACUGGCAGAUAUCAGAUUCAUACAGGGCUUCACUGGGUUUUAUGGCCUGCAACUCCGGCAGGUUUGGCUCUUGAUAACCCUACCAUCGCCGACAAGCUUAGAGAUGCUGGUUAUGCUACACAUAUGGUGGGAAAGUGGCAUCUUGGUUUCUAUAAAGCUGAUUAUUUACCAACCAGUCGUGGUUUUGACACAUAUUUUGGCUUUCUUAGUGGCCAUUCCGACUACUACACGCAUGUGACAGGAAACUACCAAGAGAAGCUGAUGAUCGGAUUCGACCUCAUGGAGAAUGACCGACCAGCAAACAUAUCGAAAUACAAUGGUACUUACUCAACACAUUUAUUUGGCUCAAAAGUAAAAGACAUUAUAAAUGGACAUGAUCUUGAAAAGCCGAUGUUCAUCUACAUAUCAUUCCAAGCCGUCCACGCUCCUUUGCAAGUUCCAGAAAUAUACGUAAAACAGUAUAGCCAUAUUAAGGAUACAAAGAGGAGGCAGUAUGCAGGAAUGGUGUCAUGUAUGGAUGAGUCCAUCGGUGAAAUAGUGGAUACUAUGAAGAAGCGUGGAAUAUGGGACAACACAUUGCUUAUCUUUACCACAGACAAUGGUGGAAACCCAAACGUUGGAGGAAGCAACGUGCCGCUUAAAGGAACAAAAAGUACAUUAUGGGAAGGGGGAAUACGUGCUGUUGGAUUCGUUCACAGCUCUCUCAUAGGCAACAAAAUGAAUGGCUAUAUUUCGAAUGAGCUCAUGCAUGUUACUGACUGGUUUCCUACUCUCCUCAGUCUGGCUGGUGGUGAUUUGAAAGGCAUAAAACAGUUAGACGGAUACGACCAAUGGAAAACUAUCAAGUAUGGUAUUCGAAGUCCACGACAGGAAAUACUUCAUAACAUUGACCCGUUGUAUAAUAAUACAUUUCAUACAAGAAGACUCUCUAUAAGGAUAGGGGCAUGGAAAAUUAUUAUUGGACAGCUAGGUCCGGGUUCACGAAAGAAACUGUCUAGUGAUCUCCAAAACGUCUGUCUGUUCAAUAUUGAGAGCGAUCCAUUUGAACGAAUCGAUUUGUCUGAGCAUUUCCCUGAAAUAGUACAAAAUAUGCUUCAAAGGCUUGAGGAUUAUGAGAGAAAUUCCGUUUCAUGUCAACUUCCUGCAGUUGAUUCGCGAGCAGACCCUUUACAUCAUGAUGGAUUUUGGCAACCAUGGCAAUAGAGUGAAAUACUUGUUUCUGGAUUUCCUGGAUUUAAGCUAUAGAUAUACAAGACCUUUGAAGUUGUGUUUAUCGCCUAUUAUUUCAUUGCGAACGGUUUUCAAAAGUUUGUAACAAUCGUAGAACAAGAUAUAAUUCCAUAAAAUGAUGGCAAUCGCAGAAAAUCACUAACAUAAGUUAUUUCUUUUGCAUUUAAGAUUUUUUUUAUAAUUUAAUGUCACUUUUUAGGGUUAGGGUUAGGGUU
Messenger RNA from Mercenaria mercenaria, 2102 nucleotides. Its product is annotated as arylsulfatase J-like. The coding region runs from base 337 to 1860 and encodes 507 amino acids. The record is from RefSeq and is a predicted model, not a curated record. Lineage: Eukaryota; Metazoa; Mollusca; Bivalvia; Venerida; Veneridae. The transcript is spliced from 8 exons.